Molecule: messenger RNA, 717 nt
Organism: Phytophthora infestans T30-4
Lineage: Eukaryota; Oomycota; Peronosporomycetes; Peronosporales; Peronosporaceae
Exons: 2
Coding region: 1-717 (238 amino acids)
Source: RefSeq, a predicted model, not a curated record
AUGGCAUUAGAUCAUAAUUAUAUUGGUUUCAGCAACGGCGUUUAUGAUUUAUCAACCGCUAAAUUUAUUAAUGCAACAGAUGUCCCAAAGGGAAUUCAGGUUCGUAAAUACAUCAAUCAGAGAUUCGAACACACUGAGACGCCGCUAUUUGACAAAUACUUUUCUUUUCAAUUCACGGAAGAAGAGGAUCGCGAGUUCAUUUACUUUCUGAUUGGUCGGUGUCUAACAGUUUUGGAUGACAAGUUUGACUUCAUGCUAAUGAUUCAUGGACAGGGAGGAUCAGGUAAAAGCCUGUUGGCCAAUCUCGUAAAGUUUGCAUUCGGUCAAGAUCAGAUUGGACUUCUAAGUAACUCAAUGCAAGAAAAAUUUGGCCUGAGUGAAUUUGCCACGAAGCAAAUCGUUUGCUGCGACGACAUGCCUCAUAACAUCGCUAAGACGCUUCCCCGAUCAGACUUCUUAUCGAUGAUGACUCGCGGUUCGAUUUCGUGUCCUGUCAAAGGGAAAGGCUCCAUUGAAGUGCUAGAUUGGAAUAUUCCAACUCUAAUCAACUCGAAUCAUAUGCCGAACUACAAAGACGAAGCUGGCGAAAUCGUUCGUCGUCUGAUGAUUGUUGAAUUUGGCAAGCAAGUCCCUGAUGAUGAAGUAGAUGUGGAACUUGAGCAAAAAAUCAAAGAUCAAGAGUUUGCAACGUUCUUGCAUCGAUGCCUCGUUCAUUGA